Messenger RNA from Acanthaster planci (crown-of-thorns starfish), 4713 nucleotides. RefSeq names its product elaC ribonuclease Z 1 (gene elac1). Gene Ontology annotation, cellular component: nucleus. Gene Ontology annotation, molecular function: DNA-binding transcription factor activity; 3'-tRNA processing endoribonuclease activity. The record is from RefSeq and is a predicted model, not a curated record. Lineage: Eukaryota; Metazoa; Echinodermata; Asteroidea; Valvatida; Acanthasteridae.
UAUAAAGUCUAAACACUCCACUCGUCUGUAUUCGAAUGUGUACUCGCCUCAAAGUCCUACAGAAGUGCAAACUAUCCGUGUUGAUAUGCCAAGUAGCAGAGCUUGUUCACCUACAAGUUGAUUCGAAAUAGAUAAGAGAGGAGGGAUUUCACUUCUGUGAGUGUGAAGGAAGCAGAUUCUAUCGAACAAGAAAAUCUUCCUACCAUCGGCAGCCUGGACAUUGUGUGGGGAGGAUCUCUGCACAGGUAGUCAGGACACCAGUGGAGCAUUAAAUGUGACAUCAUUUGGCACUAAGGUGCUGUCAACAUAUAUGUAUGAUGCCCCCAAGAAAUGGCAGAUGGGUGGUACAUGUGUAACCGUUAUAUUUACCUGCAUGUAGUGCAGUAGCUGGCGCAAUGUAUCUGCCAUUACUGGGGGCUUCCUGAGUGUAAUGUGUGAGUAUCUGCUCAGAUUUGUGCAUGUGUACAUGGAUUUCCAGUUCUGGAUUCUGCAUAGGAGGUCUCUUAAGCCUGGUUUCCAUGUCAACGCAAUCAAAACCUAAACUGCAACACAGACAUAUGGAAACAUGCCGAAUGGAAGUGCCGCCGACAAUGCAAACAAACACAAACCAGCCCACAAACAAUCAGCAUAGUUGAGCCAGGUUCAACUUUGCCGACUGCCUGCGUUGAGUAUCCCCAUACAAACACGCAUACAUUCGUUCCACGAAUAUUGCCCAUUUUCUCCUAAAGGCUUAGAUAUUACCCCCCUUAUGAACAAGUAAAUAGCUGACCGUCAAUGAAAUGCAUGAAACUGGAUUACCGGUUCGGCUUCAUGAGGCGGUACGGUCAAUCUACAUGUACCUGUAAAUGGGUAUUAUCUGAAAAAAAAAUUCUGGAGUUUUGGACGCCGUUGUGUUUCCAUGUUUGGGUGGAAUGAUGCCAUGCACCAUCUCUUCCGUUUGUGUCUGUGUCUUCACGUCUUACGGACCGUCUGUGUUACAAUCGACUAUAUGGAAACCAGGCUUUAUUCUCUUGGAGUCUGUGCAUAGGUGAUGCGUGGUGAAGACCGCCGGUGUACAAUUGUAAGCAAACCAUGGUAUUUAUUGGCAGUGUUGGCACAUACAUAUGGUACCUGAGAAGGUAUCCCUGUGUCGAUUCACUGCACUCCGACACAGAUGAGCAUACAGGAUAGUAUGACAUUUAGACCGUGACUGGGCCGGUGUUGUUAUUCAACUGUUUUGACAUUGGAUUCUUGACGUAUUACCUUGUCUAGCAAUGGACAUUAUGGAAACUUCCUUACCUGAUUCCGCACGUGAUGAAGCUUGUAGAAUGUGUCAGCAGUGGCCUGUGUGAUUCAUGGAAGAACAUUUUGAUUCAACUUUCUUUUGAUUACUCAAAUGCUAGAUACUUGUGGAAUAUCAAGUACUUUGUGUGACAAUUAUGCAUCCACUCUUAACAUGUUCCCUCCUUUGUCAAAACUCUAGCGAAACAAGCUGUGCAACAGGAUCACUUGGGAGGACAUUUUCAGUCUGGGGAAAAAAUCAAAGAAUCUGUGGCAUGGAUGCUUGUGCGUGUGAUCGGAUUUGUCCUUGAAGUCUCUUGACUUGCAGGAACCAGACUGCCAGUCUUCCAGCACCGCUUCCAGUAUGGAGGAGGUGAAAGCGAUUCCGUUUUACCCGUCCACACAAUUCGCUGACGUCCUUGACAACCCCAGGUCCUACUUUGGCUACGCAUCCACGCCCGAGGAGGCUGAGGAGGUCAUCCGUCAGUACAAAGCUCAUACAUCAACCAAGUAUGUGUGCUACAAGGAGACACCAGGCUAUGGCCAUCCGCUUAAAGAGGCCCUAAAGACACAUAGACGCACCAUCAGGUAUAAAGACCAAACCACCCACGGGGAGAACACCACGCCCCUCCCUCUCAACGGCACCCCUUUCAUCAUACUGGGUCGGAGGUGGGAGCAGUGCCAGUAUGGACCGGAUCGUAGGAAGCCUAGGGAGCGUCCUCCAAAGCGCUUGAGAAAGUCCAAAAAGAUGGGAUGUCCCUCGCAAAUAAUCCUGAGAGACUUGUUUGUUUUCCCACAGUUCAAGGUUCCACUUGAUUCAAGGCUCAAGAGAGCCGCCAAAUUGGUGUCAGCCAAGAUCAAAUCACAGUUGGACUCUGGGAAUGUAGAAGGCGAGAGACGGGUGUACAUUGACCUGCCAGAUCCUUUGGGACACGUCGGCCAUGUUUUGGGACAGGAGAUAGAAAUUCUAUCGCAACGAAAGAAGAGGAAGUUACUCGCCGAGGAAAGAGCCAUGAUGGAUCUGACAUUUUUGGGCACAGCUUCCUGCUUCCCGACACCCAAGAGAGGGGUUUCUUCAACAGUCUUCAGACAUGAUGGUGAAUGUUGGAUGUUUGAUUGUGGGGAGGGGACCCAGAUCCAAAUCAUGAAGAGCAAACUCAAAGCCAGCCGCAUCACCAAAAUUUUCAUCACCCAUCUCCAUGGUGACCACCUCUUCGGCCUGCCGGGCUUGCUAUGCACCAUGAGCCAGGACUCCAGCAUCAAGAGGAUUGAGUUAUACGGCCCGUGGGGCUUACGCAAAUACCUGCGAGUGUCUCUGGAACUAUCGCGGUCGAUGUUUGACUUCACCUACGUAGUACAUGAGCUGAUUCCAUCAGCGGAUGACUUGCCAUCGGACUGGGAGGAGUGGCACCCAGACCACGAAGCUGAUCAACAAUGUCACCCCCAAGAAGAAAUGGGCCGGUCCAUAGAGAUGGACCCAGAACAAGGAUGCUGGCCUCUCUUUGAAGACAAGAAACUAGCCGUCAAGGCCGCCCCGCUAGUGCACCGCAUCCCAUGCUUUGGUUAUGUCAUUGAAGAGAAAACUCAAGUUGGAAAAUUGAAAGCUGGGUAUCUAAAGGAGAGAGGAAUACCGCCGGGUCCCUUGUAUGCCAAGAUCAAAUCAGGAGAGAACAUUGUGUCACCCAGUGGUGAGAUCAUCACUCCAAUUGAAGCCAUUGGACCGUCAAUACAAGGACGGAAAAUAGUCAUUCUUGGAGACACAAAGGACUCCUCUCAGAUCAGCAGGAUAGCCUACGACGCUGACAUCCUGGUACACGAGGCCACCUUAAACAAUGAACUUGUGGAGAAAUGCUUGGAGGCUGGCCAUUCCACACCAGCCAUGGCAGCUGAGUUUGCCAGGAGCAUCAACGCCAAGAGCCUGGUCCUCUUCCACGUCAGUCAGCGCUUCAGGCCCCUAAACGAGACGGCUGAGGACGGGGAAGAAACGGUGGAACUCUUGCUGAGGCAGGCAACCGAGACCAAUUACACUGGUCAGGUGGUCAUCGCUGAAGACCUUGAUACCAUCACCAUACACAGGAAGGUGGAAGUGUUGGCCACAGAGAUGGACACAGAGGCCUCAAUGAAAAGUUGAUGUCAUCUUCUUAGGAGAAUGAACAUGGACUUUUGUCUCUCGUUAGUUGGGUACGGGUGCAGGGAGAACAUUGCCAAUGACCUUAAGCUUGUUACCAGACUGUCCUUUUCCUAGUCCAACAAUUACAUUGCCAAUCAGUUCAUAGACUACUUCAAGGAGACUAUUUGGCGGAGAUGCAGUUGCUGUGGGUGUACCACGCUAGCACGUUCUGAAACAUGAGGAGCACGUGCAUUAUUUUAUGACAGGUCACAGCACCGGGCUGGUCAAAGAGACAUGUAAUGUGUGCGUAUGAUCUUCCCGCAGGCGUGGUAGCACCACAGUGCAGCGGGCGACUGACUCACAGAGAAACAAUUCUAUGAGAUCUGGCACUUGCGGUUUGGUCUUUUGGUAAAGGUGUGGUAGCACUGCUUUAAUGGCCUCUAAUACCAGACAAUGGAUUAGCCUCUAACAGUGCAGCGGGCGACUGACUCACUGAGAAACAAGACUAUGAGAUCUGGCACUUGUGGUUUUGUCUUUUGGUAAAGCUGGACAGAAAAGCCAUGCUGAAAAUGCCCUAGCAUUUACAAACGGACUUGGACAAAGACUUGCACUUCCAUACCAUCUCAGAGAAGCUGAACAUUCCAUACAUAACUUUCUCCGGAAGCAGAUGCCCACUGGCCUGUGUAAUGUGUUAAAAACUGUUGAGUCAAUUCAGCCAUGAUGUUCUCUCCCCUAGGACAUUUUUUGCCUUUGAGUUUUAUGUAUAUGAUAGGACCACAAGUCUAUUGGUGUUUCUAUUCAUAUUCAGGUUUUAUUUAAUCAAUCCGCAGUAUUAAGCUGAAUUACCUGGUUUUUGCAUUCAUACAAAAUCACAAGUGGAAAUUACAAAUAUGAAAAUAAACAAUAAGUAUAAUUUCAAAAUUUCUUAAGAUGACAAGAAAAGUAAAAAUAACCACAAAAACCAUUAAAUUAUUUGAAAAAAAGAAGAACACAAAACUGCACAAGAGUUCUGCACGGGCAGAAUACUAGGGAGAGUUUGAUCAAGGACCACUAGUAACUAGUGGUUGGUUUGUGACGUACCUAGUGCAUGGGCAGUGAAGUUGAAUUAUGAACAACCCUAGUCAACCAUAUUUGGGUCGCUAUGCCGAAGGGGGAGAAAAGGUGGUCGCAGGUUGGGCAAAGUAGCCAAAAAAAUGGUAAAAAUGGUGAUUUAUUAGUGACAUACUGUUUUCUGGCAUUUUUCUUAUAACUGGUCCUCUCUGCACUGUGCUAUUACAAACGGUUUAUGGCAACCAGUGAUAUGACCAACCUCGGUAGGUUGGUUACGAAUAGUUGACUAGACU